AUGGCGGAUAAAUCAGAAAGAGACCCUGAUGGGGACGAUUUUUCGCCCCGAUCACAGUAUAGAGUUAAGGAUGAACCAAUGGAUAUGGAUUUUCCGGAGGAAGAGGAAGAACCACCAGCUUUUGGCCCUGCUGCGCUUGGCCUUCAUAGAGUUGGCACUAAGUUACCGCCAAAACCAGCACCAAGUGAACCCGUCCAAAAGCUUAACGCUCGCGGUAUGCCAGCUCGAAUAAGGAAGAAAAAUAGAUUUAUAUUUGUUGACGAUUUUGUUAAUACUUCACCACCACGUCAAUCACCAAAACGGACACCUAAAAUCAUAGCUAAAACUCCCAACAAACAAUCAAGUGCUAAGAAACAGAAGUCACCUACAAAAGUUCAAAGAUCAAAUGAUAAAUAUGAUGAAAAGGCUGAACCUACUGGAACACAAUCUCCUGACACCAGAUCUGGGCACAGAAUUGGAAUGAGGUUAAGGAACUUGUUAAAGUUACCAAAAGCCCAUAAAUGGGUUUGUUUUGAGUACUUCUACAGUAACAUUGACAAAGUUUUAUUUGAUGGAGAAAACGAUUUUAUGAUUUGUUUGAGAGAAUCAUUUCCACAGCUUACUAACCGUAAGUUAACACAAGUGCAAUGGUCUAAAAUUCGAAGAAUGAUGGGUAAACCUCGGAGAUGUUCCCAGGCAUUCUUUGAUGAAGAGCGUAAGGAAUUGGAAAGAAAACGCAAAUUAAUAAGAUUUAUACAACAAAGAAAAGCUGCUGACAUUAGUGUUAAAGAUUUACCAAAUGAAAUACCAAUGCAAUUAGUAGUGGGGACUAAAGUAACAGCAAGAUUGCGUAAACCACAAGAUGGCUUAUUUACAGGUUGUAUAGAUGCAGUAGACACAUCUAAUAAUACAUACAGGAUAACAUUUGAACGACCAAGACUUGGCACACAUUCAGUACCAGAUUAUGAAGUUCUAUCCAAUGAACCUCCUGAUACUAUAAGUCUUUCUAGUAUAACAAAGAAGUUUCGUCCACGGUUUGUUCUCCAAGAUAUAUUUAGCUUGUAUGAACCUACAAACAACAACGCACAAGGUGAUCCUCUUAUUGGUUGUUCAGAUAUAGCUAAACAAAUAGACACUAUAGGCAGUUACCCAUAUGCACUUCUAGAGCUAAUUGUAAAACUAAGAAGAAUAUUGAAUGCUAAACGGCAUAAAAUAAAAUUACUCAAGGAGUACAAUAGUGAUGCUGAGAAAAUAAAAUCAUUUGGCCAAAAGAUGCCUGAAGAUUUUGAAAGAAAAUAUGCUUCAGUUGUAAUAGACUUGGAAAGAAUGAAUAUGGAUUUACAAGAUUAUAUUAAUGAUGUUCAACAAUACUGCCAACAAAUAGCCCCAGAGCCUAGUCUAGCUGCAAUGUUAGUGCCUUCACAUCUGAGAGAAAUAUGCCGAGAAAAGGCAUCUUUGUUAGUAGAAAAAAAUAAUAAUGGAUCAGUUAAAGACGCCAACUUAAUUGACCUUAUCACAGACCUUAUCGCUUUAAUGCUUCAAGUUAAAAGCCUGUCAGAUUCUGAUCAAAAUGCAUAUGAAUUAAGUGUUUUGCAAGGUACAAUGGAACAAAUAAAAAUGAAAUUGGAACCACAUCAUCAAAAAUUAUUUCAAAAUAAUGUAGAAAUUCAUAUGCAUAGAAUUCAAAUGGGAUUAGGCCAAAUGACCACUAACAGUUUUGUUGCUGGUACUUAG
Molecule: messenger RNA, 1713 nt
Organism: Spodoptera littoralis (African cotton leafworm)
Lineage: Eukaryota; Metazoa; Arthropoda; Insecta; Lepidoptera; Noctuidae
Source: the annotation of a GenBank genome assembly